Messenger RNA from Heterotrigona itama, 1362 nucleotides. Lineage: Eukaryota; Metazoa; Arthropoda; Insecta; Hymenoptera; Apidae. The record is from the annotation of a GenBank genome assembly.
AAGUGCAAGGCGUCUCGAAGGACGAAAACUCGAGGAAUAAAAUUACUUGCUCGAGUCACCAACUUGUCGCCGCCGCUCCAGCUUCGCCGGAAUUUCACGAAUUGCCGGUUUCCGAUGAUCGAGGGUGAAUUUGAAAGGAAGCGCCUCGACGAAGGAAACGUGAAACAAACUGGAGAGUUUCACCAUUGGAGGAACGAAUAUUGUCGUUGGUUCCACGUUAUCGCUGGCCCCCCGAGUCCUGCUCGGCUGACCGAGCAGCGCUCGUAUAUCAGCGUAGCUUUUGUUACGACGACGUGCCUUUGUUUUCGCCUUGUUCUCGCGUCUCCGUGUGUUCCAGUGGACCCAGAAUUCACCCGUGUCUCGGUGUCUGAUGCCCCGGUUGCUUUCCCAUCAGCGGAGAUGCUUUCCGACUCGGUGUACAACUACGCGACAACCCGGCGGGGGACCGCCGACCAGGACAGCGACUCCCAGUACGAGGGCCAGGCCCAGCUGCAAAUCACGAGCAUCCAGAAGCCGCGCAACAAGCGCAAAAACUUCAAGCCGAUAAGCAGCCGGAUGGUCGAGGUGUCGGAUGAGUCCGAGAAAGAUGACGAGGAGCUGGAAGCGUUGGAAGAAAGUUCCAGCGAGAUAUUGGAGUACGAGAGGAAGACUAUGCUGUUGCCAGCGGAGGACAGGUCGAAACAGAGGUUGAACAACAACGAGGUGAGCCCUAUGGACCUGUCCGUUGCCACUAGGCCACCGUCCUCUGAGGCUGACGACGACAGCGGUGAUUCACUUAGGCAUAAGUUUAUCCUCGAACAGCUCAGAUCUCAGAAACUGUACUCACCUGGUACCGAGUCGUUGAAAAAUUUAAAAAAGAUAUAUAAAUUCGCGACAAAUUUAAUGGCCGAUACAUUAAUGGUGCAGGCAAGGAGUCCGAAUUCAGAAUCGUCGGAGAAAAGUGGAAGCGGCGUUCUGGAUACCGAAUCGGGGCGAUUAGACGACACUCCGUUCGAGGAUGAUCGAGUGCAGGAUGGCGACGGUGAGACGGAGUGCGAGGAGAGGAAACCCUUCGAAGGAAUGAGGGAGUACGCCGAAUCGACCAUGCAGGAGUUGUUGGCGAUCUACGGCCUGGCGGGAGGAGAAUUGGCCAAGUCAGUGAGCAGACAGCUACCGCCGACCUUUCUGAACCCUCCGACUGGUCAUCAGCCUCACGGUGAGUACUCCUCUCGCUGAUCUUGUUCUUUCCACUUAUGCAUGUAACGAGCCUACUGCUAUUCUACUUUUAGUCUCAUUGAUUUUUUUAACGAAUGGAAUGAAAAUUUUUUUUUCUCUUUUCAAUUGUUAGACUGCGGAUUUUCAUGCGUUUGUGGGGAAAUUUAA